CUCGACUCGUCUACAAGCUUUCCACAUUCCCCAGUGUACCAUGACUACUACUACAGCCACCUCAGGCAAGCAACUUUUUCGCUCCUUCCAUACAGAAUCUUCAAAUGAAGAGAACGCUCGUCUUUUGACUGCGGACCCUAAAACUGUUGAUUAUGAGCUUAUCUACUUCAAGAUCUCAUGCUUGGCAGCUACGGCGCGUCAUCUUUUUGCAUUUGGCAAGAUCAACUGGAAGAAUAGCUUCCCAACUGACUGGGACGAGGAAAAAUACGAUUCACCAUUCGGUCUUACACCAUUGCUGCACAUCAGGUCGCAGGGAAAGGAGUUAACCCUGACGGAAUCUAUUGUGAUUGAUUUCUAUCUGGCGAAAAAGUUUGAUCUUCUUGGCUCAAAUGAGUAUGAGGAGCACGUUAUCAAGGCCUUUUACAGCUCGAUCCACGCUCUUCGUGAUCGCUCCCUUCGGUGCAUGACAUGGACCUAUGCAGACAAGCGUAAGGAGGCUUUCGAGACAUGGACGACUGAAAACAUUCCUCGCUGGAUCAAGAUCAAGGAGCAACAUCUUGAACGCAACGGCUCCAAUGGCCACUUUUUUGGGGAGAAGCUCUCCCUGGCGGACAUCCACCUAGUCAGUGUUAUCGAUCAUUUUGCAGAGCUCCCCAGGGGCGAAGAGAUUGUAGCACUCUUCCGCGCAUCCCCAUUGCUCUGGAAGGUUCAUGAGACUGUCCUGGCGAACCCCGAUAUUGCCGCUUGGAGGGAAUCAGAUGAGUUUAAAGAGAUCGUCAAAGGUGGCAAGAUCGUUUAUGCCAAGUCUAGAUUCUAAUUUAAUUGCUUAGUCGUGUAUUGUAAAAAUUAAAGCAUCGUGAUUUUACCACGGUUGGUGG
This is a messenger RNA of Lobosporangium transversale, 878 nucleotides long. RefSeq names its product glutathione S-transferase. The coding region runs from base 41 to 817 and encodes 258 amino acids. Gene Ontology annotation, molecular function: glutathione transferase activity. NCBI's taxonomy places the organism in Eukaryota, Fungi, Mortierellomycota, Mortierellomycetes, Mortierellales, Mortierellaceae. The record is from RefSeq and is a predicted model, not a curated record. The transcript has 4 exons. Gene Ontology annotation, biological process: glutathione metabolic process.